AUGACUGUACCAUCCUUCCCUCAAUAUGAUACACCGACAGUCAUCACUUAUUUGUCUGUGCUUCAGAAACUAUCAGACGCUCUUGAACAAGAAAACGUGGAGGCGUUUACAGCGGCGGUUCAAGAGUACGACAACAUCACCCGUCUCGAUCCUUGGAUUACUUCGUUGCUUCUGAAACUCAAGAAGACCAUUGGCGGUGACGAUGAAGAUAUCACCUAG
This is a messenger RNA of Opisthorchis viverrini, 219 nucleotides long. RefSeq lists its product as hypothetical. NCBI's taxonomy places the organism in Eukaryota, Metazoa, Platyhelminthes, Trematoda, Opisthorchiida, Opisthorchiidae. The record is from RefSeq and is a predicted model, not a curated record. Gene Ontology annotation, molecular function: protein binding. The transcript has a single exon. Bases 1 to 219 code for a protein of 72 amino acids.